This is a messenger RNA of Geodia barretti, 1101 nucleotides long. NCBI's taxonomy places the organism in Eukaryota, Metazoa, Porifera, Demospongiae, Tetractinellida, Geodiidae. The record is from the annotation of a GenBank genome assembly.
AUGAACAGCACAACCUGCGAACGUGGCACACCCCUCGACGACCUGGAGACCCCUUGCCUGAUCGUUGAGUUGGACGCGCUCGAAAGCAACUACCGUGUCGUGUCCAACACCUACCGCGACACCGUGUGCAAGAUGCGUCAGCACACCAAGAACAUCAAGAGCCCGUUCCUCGCCAAGAUGCAAAUGGACACCGGAGGCUCGAACGGCGGCGUCUGCACUGCCAAGGUCGCCGAGGCCGAGGUCAUGGUCGAGGGCGGCAUCACCGACAUCCUCAUCCCCAAUCAGGUCGUCACCGAUGACAAGCUCGACCGUGUGUCCGCCCUCGCAAGGCACGGCGACAUCAAACUGUGCGUGGACAGCGUGGAAAACGUUCGGAUCAUCUCCGACGUCGCGUCCCGGAAUGGCGUCGAGAUCGGCGUACUCAUCGAGGUCGAUACGUCGAUGGGGCGAGCGGGAGUACGCAGCCCCGAAGCCGGCGUCGAGAUCGCCCGGGCCACACAAGAGUUGCCCGGCGUCUCCUUUCGCGGCGUCAUGAGCCACCAGAGCGUCGGCGAGACGUUCAGCAAAGAGGACCGCUUCCUCCGUGGCAAGGAGUACAUAGGUAUCUGUUUGAGGGUCAAGGACGCGGUCGAGGCGGCGGGCAUCCCGGUCGAGAUCGUAUCCAGCGGCGAGACGUUCUGCUACGACGUAGCGGCCCAAAUCCCCGGCGUCACCGAGGUCGAAGGCGGCUCAUACGCCCUCAUGUCCACCGGAUACGGAUACAUGACCGAAUUUCAGGUCGCCGGCAAGGUGCUCGGCACCGUCGUCAGCACCCCUCGACCCGGAGUUGCCAUCGGCGACGUGGGAUUGCGUUCGAUAGCCGGGCCGAGCGGUCUCCUCCCGACCGUCGACGGCAUCCCGGGCGUGGAGGUCGAGUCGCUCCACGACGACCACAUCGUCCUCACCACCGACGGCUCAAUGCCCCUGCGCGUCGGCGACAAGUUCAAACUCCUUCCGGCGCACCAAGACAUGCUCGUCAACCGCUGGGACGAGUACGUGGCCGUCCGCGACGGCGUGGUCGAAGACGUUUGGGAUAUCCCCGGACGCGGCUGCUAUCACUAG